Molecule: messenger RNA, 819 nt
Organism: Fusarium venenatum
Lineage: Eukaryota; Fungi; Ascomycota; Sordariomycetes; Hypocreales; Nectriaceae
Source: RefSeq, a predicted model, not a curated record
AUGGUUAUCGGCAAUCACGACGCGUCGUCGGAUUCUGAGCUGAACGCCAAUACACUGCAAACUCGAAGUUUGGUCCUUACACCCCGGCAAGAAAGUCAAGACGAUGCUCCCGAACUCGAGCAUGUCCCUAUUCACGACCAUAUAGAAGAAAGAAUCGUACUCAGCGGUGACGAAGAUGAUCUCGUGGUUAUCGACACGCAGACGGUUGAUGCUGUAGUUGAGUUUGCAGCUGUAUCUCAGACUGCUCAGCUCAACAAGCGCUCAUGGAGAAAGACCAAAGCCCCAAAGGAUUCACAACCCCUGACGUUUGAUAACACCGGCAUGGUCGAGGUUGCAGAAGACCACGACCCGGAAGAGGACUACUUUGAACACCGCGCUAAGCAGGAGCGCCCAAACCUGUUAGGCUACGAUGCUCCCAUCGGUCCCUUCAAUUCCGAAGAAUACGAAAAGAAUCCCUCAGUGGACAACGAAGUAUCCCUUUUCCAUAAAAUCCCGGGAGUGCAGACUGCUCAACGAGCCCUUUCAACGUCCACACAUCUCGCGCAGAGCAGUAUUAGCAAUGUGACUGAGAGCGUUGUGUACACGUCCCAACAAACUCGCCAAGCCAGGCAGUAUUUCGCGGACUCGGUAUUGAACGCUGGGCAGGGCGUAAUGAUUAGAGUCCAGGAAUCAUGGGCGAUAUGGCCUAGGGGGAUCAACGGCGGUAUUCAGACCAUCAGCCAGUUUGUAAUGGAGGGUGUACAAUCACUGCCACCUUUAGACAUCAUCAUUCGUCCACAGGGAAGACAGAUGCAUGGUCAAGAAGCUACAAGAGGAUGA